AGCGGCUGCAUUAUGGGGGUUGUAGUUCCCAACCGCCACUGUCCUCACAUUCACACCACUCACCAAAUAGUCGCUCCUGUUUUUACAUUUCACAAAAAUCUGGCCGCAGUUCUGGAAACAAUAUGUUGAAUUCCUCACUAGUAAUGAAAUAAUGUGUUAAAUGUGUGCAAAAGGCCAUCAAUUGGCGACUCUACGGCAAUCGGGUCGGGCAGCGUGAAGAUGGAGAGCGUGUUGAAGAAGGAGCUGAACACAACUCGGUUGAAAACGCUGGGAUUCGCGGGGGGCGGCUGUAUCAGCCAAGGGCAGAGUUAUGAAACGGAUUCUGGAAGAGUCUUUGUCAAAGUCAAUCACAAAAACCAGGCAAAAACAAUGUUUGAUGGUGAGAUGGCAAGUCUAGAGGCCAUCUUGAAAACAAAUACCAUUAAAGUGCCAAGGCCCAUGAAAGUGAUCAGUCUGUCGGAUGGUGGAUCGAUGUUUAUUAUGGAGCACCUGGAUAUUCACAGUUUAAGCAAAUACAUGGCUAAAUUGGGAGAAAAACUGGGAGAUCUGCAUCUUCAUAAUGCAAAACAUAAGGAACAGCAACAACGAGAAGCACAGACUAUUGGCAAGGGGCCAGCGCAGUCUGAAAUUCAGUAUGUGGACAAGUUUGGAUUUCAUACUAUUACCUGCUGUGGUUACAUUCCACAGAACAACGACUGGCAGAAUGACUGGAUAAAUUUCUUUGCUCGGCAACGACUUCAGUUCCAGAUGGAUUUAAUUGAAAAAGAAUAUGGUGACCGUGAGGCCAGGGAGCUGUGGUCAAAGCUCCAGUUGAAUAUACCUGCUCUGUUUCACGGCAUAGACAUUACACCUGCUCUUCUUCACGGAGACCUAUGGGGAGGAAAUAUUGGACAAGUAGAAGAUGGGCCAGUCAUUUUCGAUCCUGCAGCAUUCUAUGGCCACUCUGAGUAUGAGCUCGGAAUAUCUGGAAUAUUCGGAGGGUUUAACUCUGCCUUCUAUACAGCAUAUCAUAACAAAUUCCCCAAAGCUCCAGGGUUUGAGAAGCGAGUUAAACUUUAUCAGCUCUUCCAUUACUUGAAUCAUUGGAAUCACUUUGGGACGGGUUAUAGAGGAUCCUCAAUAAGCAUUAUGAAAGCUUUGGUGAAGUAGUGUUAUUAAUGACAAUCCCAGUGUUAUAUCGAAAAAGGAGUAAACUAGUAUGUAAUCUACUGAUCUUUUGACAUUUGUUUUGGAAUGUGAAUUAAAAAAAUAUUAACUGAACACAAUUUCAUUAUAGAACAUAAUUUAGUCAUAAUUUCACUAUUUAAAAUGAUAAUGUAGUUGUAGGGUAGAAAAUGUGUGCUAAUUUAAUAGAUUAUUUAAUUUAAUUUUGUUUAGAUAUAUUCAACAUUGCUCUAUGCUUUGAUAGAUAAAUGACCACCUAGGUAGGAGCUGUAGAUCUUGGAGCAAGACCAAAUUAGCAGCAUAUAUUUGAAAUAGCAAACAAAAGUACAAAUAGCAUUCUUGAUUAAAAGAUUCUUAUAAUCAAUAAUCUUAAACAGGAUGUAAUUGUGUGUAUCGCUGAGGAUUCCUAUUAGAAAACUGAAUCUAUUGUAUAAAUACAGAUAUUGAGACAAUUAAAUAGCAACAACUGUAUAUAAAGUAUUUCCUUUUUAAUGUAUCAUUAUAUCUUAAACAGCUUCACUAAAGAACACUAAAAUAUUGUUUGCAUACUUUAAAGGCAGCAUUUCCAGUAGCAGUUCAACUUUUUAUCAAGAGAAUUGUUUUCUCCUGAUUUCCGAGAGUUUUCAGAUAGCUUCUGACCUUUCAGAGAGAAACAGUGGAACGAAUAAUACUGCGCCAUCCUUGGAUUCUCACAUUAAAAACAAAAUUAUAAAACUAA
Messenger RNA from Leucoraja erinaceus (little skate), 1882 nucleotides. RefSeq names its product fructosamine 3 kinase related protein (gene fn3krp). The coding region runs from base 220 to 1149 and encodes 309 amino acids. NCBI's taxonomy places the organism in Eukaryota, Metazoa, Chordata, Chondrichthyes, Rajiformes, Rajidae. The record is from RefSeq and is a predicted model, not a curated record. The transcript has 6 exons.